AUGGCAGCGGUACUCAAUAGAAGAUUACCCCAGGAGGGUACUAGUAUUUGCGAUCCUAGAGAAUCCCUCCCUGAGCUCUCCAGCUCAGGCUGCCCCACGUAUUCUGGGGGGGGGGCAAGUUUCCGCGCUUCUAUUCCACUAGGGGUAAAAAAAACUAACCACCUUUCGGCCAACUGUUCCACACUACUAUCAGUGGACUUUUGUAAUAUCAGGGGAUUAAAUUCGAACCUCGAGGCUGUACACCACCAUCUCGAGACAGCCAAGCCGGCCCUCCUCUUUUUAACGGAGACUCAAAUAUCUUCUCCGGCUGACACAUCUUAUUUGAAUUACCCGGGCUAUGUUCUGGAACACACGUUUGUUCCGCGCGCCGGAGUUUGUGUAUACGCCAGAGAAGAUAUUUGCUGUCGUCGUUUGGGUAACCUGGAAGGUAUUGACCUAUCCUUAUUGUGGCUACGAGUAGACUGCGAUAACCAACCCCGCGUCUAUGCGUGCCUGUAUAGGUCACACAGCGGAAACACCGAAACUGACAGACUCAUCGAGAAAAUUCAAACUUCGAUCGAUAUUCUGCUCCAAAAGAUUCCAACGAUCGAGAUAGUGGUUUUGGGUGACUUUAACGCUCAUCACGCUGAAUGGUUGUGCUCACGCAAUACUGACCAUGCAGGACGUUCUUUCCGUGACUUCGCCUUGGCCUACGAUCUAACACAACUGGUCCCCUCGCCCACAAGGAUACCUGAUGUCGAGGACCACACUCCAUCUCUGCUAGAUCUAUUUCUAACUUCCUCUCCAGACAACUACAAAGUGAGCGUCGCAGCCCCUCUUGGAUCUUCCGAUCAUUGUCUUAUACAGAGUACAGUGCCUCUCACAUAUCAAUUUCGGUCUCGCCCAGCUACUACCCGACGUGUCUGGCACUAUGGGUCGGCGGACUGGGAUGGGAUGCGCACGUUCUUUUCCUCCUACCCAUGGAGACAGGUCUGCUUCGCAGAUGAAGAUCCCGAUGCUUGUGCUGACUGUGUCGCUGAUGUUGUGCUACAGGGCAUGGAGCUUUUCAUCCCGAACUCUGUGGUACCUGUCGGCGGCAAGUCACAGCCCUGGUUUGGGCAAUCUUGCAGAGAAGCAUCUCGAACGAAGCCAGAUCGCUAUCGAAACUGGGCAGAAGCUCUUGCUGCGGAAGAUCCUGAAGCUAAGCAUCUCAAGAAAUUGUACAACUCUGCCUCCAGAUCACUAAAGAGGAAAAUCGCUGAAGCAAAGUCAAGCUUCAUCAACAGAAUUGGUAAAAAGCUGACACAUUAA
This is a messenger RNA of Colias croceus (clouded yellow), 1290 nucleotides long. RefSeq lists its product as uncharacterized. The record is from RefSeq and is a predicted model, not a curated record. The coding region runs from base 1 to 1290 and encodes 429 amino acids. Gene Ontology annotation, molecular function: catalytic activity. The transcript has a single exon. Lineage: Eukaryota; Metazoa; Arthropoda; Insecta; Lepidoptera; Pieridae.